AUGCCAGUUCCCAGUCCUGAGAGCAUGGCUUGGAAGGAAGAGGGCACAAGCCCACCCUCGUGUUUCAUCCAGCACCUGGACCACCUUGUGCUGACCGUGAAGAGCAUUGAGGACACUGUGGCCUUCUAUUCCAAAGUCCUGGGCAUGGAGGUGGUGACGUUCAAGGGGAAUCGCAAAGCUUUGCGCUUUGGCCAGCAGAAGUUCAACCUGCACCAGGCUGGGCAGGAGUUCGAGCCCAAGGCUCGGCGUCCCGUGCCCGGCUCUGCGGAUUUUUGCCUGAUCACAGCAGUGCCCCUGGAGCAGCUGCUGGAGCAUCUGAAGACCUGUGGGGUGGCCAUUGAAGAAGGUCCCGUGGCCAGAACUGGUGCUGUGGGUCCGAUAACCUCCAUCUACUUCCGAGACCCCGACGAGAACCUGGUUGAGGUUUCCAGGUACUGCACGGAUGAGGCUGCAGGCUCUGAGGGGGAGCCCUGA
Molecule: messenger RNA, 474 nt
Organism: Onychostruthus taczanowskii (white-rumped snowfinch)
Lineage: Eukaryota; Metazoa; Chordata; Aves; Passeriformes; Passeridae
Gene: GLOD5
Product: glyoxalase domain containing 5
Exons: 3
Coding region: 1-474 (157 amino acids)
Source: RefSeq, a predicted model, not a curated record